AUGAAGCAGUUCUUUUCGAACAUCGGUAUCGGGCAGGGGGCGCGCAUAGAGGUCAAGUUCAUGACGGCGGACGGGAAUCCAGCCCCAGAAGCUGAAGGACCUCCCACGGCGAAGGGAGGCAAGGGUGAAAUGCUCAGCGUAUACAACGCAGGUGACAAGGUUGUCGGCGAGGUGAAGAUAUCGCCCAUUCCCGGCAAGGUGUUCGACCACCAGGGCGUGCGCGUCACCCUGACGGGGCGCAUCUUGAGCGGGAGCGACAAGUCGGACUUCAUGGCGGUCGCGAAGGAGAUCGAGCCACCAGGGCAGCUGCGGAGCCCCGGGGCGUUUCCUUUCGAGUUCGAGAACACCGACAUGCGGUACGAGUCGUACGCGGGGUCGCAGGUCCAGCUGCUGUACUUCGUGCGCGUCACGGUGCCCCAGCGCGUGGGCAAGACGGACCGCAAGUUUUUCUUCCUCGUGCGGCGGUACGAGGGGCACGACGCGGCGCCGCGCGCGCCGAUCAAGAUGGAGGUGGGCAUCGAGGACUGCCUGCACCUGGAGUUCGAGUACCUGCGCGACCGGUUCCACCUGAGCGACGUGGUGGUGGGGCGGAUCCACUUCCUGCUGGUGCGGAUCCGCCUGAAGCACAUGGAGCUCGAGGUGCGGCGGCGAGAGACCGUCGGCGGCGGGGCGAGCGCGCACUGCCACACGGAGACCGUCGCGCGGUACGAGAUCAUGGACGGCGCCCCCGUCAAGGGGGAGUCCAUCCCAAUACGCCUCUUCCUCGCCCCGUACGGCCUGACGCCGUCGUACGCGGACGUCAACAAGAAGUUCAACGUCAAGUACUUCCUCAACCUCGUCCUCGUCGACGAGGAGGACCGCCGCUACUUCAAGCAGCAGGAGAUCGUGCUCUUCCGCGCCAACCCCAGCGCCGCCACGCAGCAGGGCGCGCAGCCGCCGCCCGUGCCCCAGCACCCCGUCCAGCCCGUGCCACGAGACGUCGCGGCCGCGAGCGGACCCGUGACGGCGAUCCCUGCCGACGGCGGGGCGGGCGAGGCGUCCUCGGACGCUGCAGCGGCGAUGCGGGCUCCGCCGCCCUCGGCGUCGCCCAUGGGGAGCGCGCACCCGCCGGACGGGAGCAAGGCCUCAGCCGCAGGGACUGCCCCGCAAGGCUUCGAGGGCGGGGCGCCGCCGGUUCCCGCGCCGGUGCCGGUGCAGCCGCCGGGCGAAGGUGGGUGGGGGAGUGCAGAGGGGUGA
This is a messenger RNA of Pedinophyceae sp. YPF-701, 1236 nucleotides long. The record is from the annotation of a GenBank genome assembly. Lineage: Eukaryota; Viridiplantae; Chlorophyta; Pedinophyceae.